Molecule: messenger RNA, 3125 nt
Organism: Mastomys coucha (southern multimammate mouse)
Lineage: Eukaryota; Metazoa; Chordata; Mammalia; Rodentia; Muridae
Exons: 13
Coding region: 2442-3086 (214 amino acids)
Source: RefSeq, a predicted model, not a curated record
UCGGAAUGUCCUGGGUUCCAAGCCAGUUGGGCAUCAAACGCACCAAAACCUGACUUUUUUUUCCUGACACAUUAGGAUGUGUCAAGCAUGUCUGGUAAAGAGGGCACCACUUACUUGUGCCUUAAGCCCACUUAAGUUCCAGUGUCCAAAUAACUGAGCCCCCAGUAUACUUCUCUAUAACACAGUUUUACACAUGAAGAAACAGGUUCCAAGGUGGUUGAUUGGGCAAGUGUGUGGAGCUCUGUGCUAAUCCCCUAGACUCUACCUGUGUCCCCUUUCCCUCUCUGUAUUUUGCUUAAUAUUUCUCCAUUUUAGCAAACCAUCCAUUUGAGUAUGUGCUGUGUCCAGUCCCUAGAGAAUUAAAAAACUGCAGAUGCUCUUGAGACAUUUCAGCACAGGCCAACACAUAGACAGACAAAUAGACAGACAGACAGACACAGAGAUGCAUAUACAGACACACAGACAGACACACAUAUAUAUACACACAUGCAUGCAUACAUACAUAUGGACAUACAUACAUAUAUGCAAUCCCUAGAGAAGUCUGGUCAUAAGACUUACUAGACAGAAGCUGUAUCAGCAAAUGAGAUCGCAUUCACAGAAUUAGGUUAACUCUUUGAAGUCUAAGUCAUGGAAAGCAUUUCCCUGCAUCCUUUCCAUGCACAGUUCUAAGGAGGGGCCUGACUGGCAGAGAGAGAAUACAGAAAAGACAAACACAGAUACACACAGAUAUGGGGGGACUGAGUGGUCUGAGCUCUGGGCUGAAGGAACUGUGGCACCUGGGGAGCUUUUACAAGUUUCCUCGGAAGUGUUUGCAAUUUAUAGUUAACAGGGAGGAGGAGCUCAGGGCUGGCAAGGAGGCAGGGUUAUUACCUAUAAAAAAGGGAACAGAGUUUAUGGUUUACAAGUGAACAAGGAGGCAGGUGUAGCUGGGCUUGAUUGGCAUAGUCUCUGUAGGGGACAGUCUUCAGGCCAUACACAUCCAGAGUGGAAAGUGAUGGCGGACAGACUGCACAGUCUCAACACUUGCUCUUGGUGCCCCCAGGAAGGUUUUGCUAUGCCUCUGAAUCUCACCUCAGGGGAAAUGUGCAAAUGCGUUCUUCCAUGGGUCUGGGGUUCUGGAGUCUUUGACGUGGCCACUUCAUGCCAACACACUUGUUCACUCAGGACUGUGCUUGCUAGGGACCGUCUCUGUUUCCCCACAUUCAGGAAAUAGGAUAAUAAGAGGUAUAAAACAUUACAAAGGAGCUUUUGGUAGGGUCUUUGCUCACUAGAACAAGCAACUAUAUUGCUUAGACAAACAGAAAGCUGUUCACUUCCAGUUUUGGAGGACAGACAUGUCCAUGUCUGCUUAAAGACAGAGCUGUCUGUGCCUGAAUGUUCCAGAUUUCUGAAGCUAUAGACAUGUGUCUCUGUCUGCCUCCUCAUAGCUCUUGAUGAAGUCCCUGGCUGACCUUGGCUUCCAGGUCCUGGUGGAGAUGACUCCUUGUGAGGAGGAGGACCUGUCUAUUAUGAAGGUAAAACUCUGAACGAAGGCUGAUGUUACUCAAGCACAAAUACACACAGCAGCAUAUGCGGACGCUACUGGAAGCAGAAGCUGGCCACUGUGCUCAGCCUCCAGGUGAAAGUUCCUCUGGAAUAAGGCCUGGCCACAGCCAGCAAUGUCGCCAAAUUCUGGUGGGAAUCUGAGACGGAAGUGUGAACACGCAGGUUGUUCCUGGUGCAGAGGAAACAGUGUCACAGUCUCCUGAGCUGCUGCCCUGAGACUGGCCAGGCCUGUUCAUCAAACCUACAUCUGCUACAUGCACCUCACAGCUGGGAUUCCAGCUUGAUAGAUAGGCCACUGAAGAAACAAACUGAGAGGUGAAUGUUUCAACUCCCCUGUCCCACUCCAUGGCUUGCAAUGAUUGCCUCUGUUUGGUUGAAGGCUCCCGAGUCCUGAGAGUCCAGAGCAGGAAAGAGCAGAGAGACCUUCUGUACUCACUACUACGUUAGUCUGUUGUCUCUGGUAUAACAAAAUGCCUCCUGCGGGGACUCAUAAACUAGAGGGAAAUUUACGUCAUGAUCUGGGGGUUCAAGAGCACACUGUGGACAUGCGCUUAGAUUUCAUGACGACUCACUGGUCACUACAACGUACUGGUGAGAAUUCAUAUAAGGGACAUUGUACAGUAAUAAAGCUAGCUCACAGGAUUGAGAGACCUGGUUUGCUCCUUUUAUGUAAUGAUGCUAACCAAGGUCUGAGAAAGCGACAUUAAACCCCUCCUAAGGCAGUGUCUCCAGUAACCCAAUUACCUCCCAAUAAGCUCUCCAUUGCCACACACUGGGGUCUACACCUCCAGCCUCUGAACCUUGCUGGUCAAAGCACACCCAGACCACAGCAAACACUAUGACCUCAACAGGCAUGGAAGGAACAGGCUGGGCUCUCUCCACUAACACUCUUUCUGAUGUUUCUAUCUCCGAAGAUUGGCGUGUGCACAGACCGUGGAACUGGAGUGAUGAGUGAGGAGGUUCUUCAGGUUACCCCAUCAUGGUCACUGUACUGGUACAUCCAGAAGUAUGUGUCAUGGAUUCUGAGGAUUAGGAAAGAGAGAACAGAAAUUGGUUGCUGCAUCCCAGAUGAAGAUGUUCCUCCAAGGACGAGACAUUUUGCCAACGGAACACAUAUCCGCCUAUGGCCGCCCAGCAGGGUGAAACUCACAGAUCCCAAUGAUGUUUCCAACAGGGUCAUCAUGGAGGUGGUCCCCUGUGUCAGCUCUGAAGAAGAAGACGAAGAGUCUGAUGGGAAGGUGGAAUCCUUGGACAAGAGAAAGAGCAUCCAGGAGAACUUGAGGGAAUCCUCUGAUCAUCCCAGAAAGUCUGAAGAAUCCUUCGAAUCCAUGGGUUGGACUAUCCAGAGACAGUGGGACUGGAGUAGCGAUGAGGAAGACUGUGAAGGACACUCCAUCUGCAUCACUGCCCUAGUGCACGCUGAAGCAGGCUUGUAUGACACCCUGGAAGAGGAGAAGGCAGAAGCAGACAUUAGGUCCCGGGAUGAUGCCAGUAAGGAGAGCAGACCUGUGGCCACGAAGACGGAAGCUGCUGCCCUUUGAUUCUCCCUUUCCUGCAAUGUGCUCCUCUCACGGGUCACA